GUCUUCGCCGACUACGACCACCACUACGGCGGCGACUGUACUGUUCUGCUUCUGGCUGCUUACGACCUGCUACUGCUCCAUACUAGCCGCGUCGUCCUGCUGCUGCGUCAAGACUCGGUCUCGCCAGCCGCGCGUUGGUUCGGCUUUGUUGGGUGGCCCAAUACCACCGACCGCCGCGCCCGCUUCUUUCCCUUUCCCUCCCCCUCCCUCCGACCCCCCAGCGCCUGCCCCCAUUCCCAAACGCCUUGUACUUCCUUGCGCUCUCUCGUUUUUCAUCCUACUCUUCGCUUACCUCCCACUCCAACACCUCUGCCGAACCACGCCCCAACCGCCAACUUUUCGUCGCUCGCUCAAUCGCCUGGCCGUCCAGGGCGUCCAGCUCCCAAGGGCUCCGCUCGCUUCUCCACGCCCGCUGAUCUGUGCUCGUUAUCUUUAAGCCAAGAAUCAUUCCGUCAACUCCCCAGCAUCCCAAGGCUUGCGUUCUUCAGGUUCGUGCGAUAGCUGCCAGCACCGCCAAAUUUCCACAUCGCUGCAGCGGACAAUAGCGUGCUUCAGACAUGGCGACCAUGACACAAUCGCCCUCCAAGGGCGCUGCUGCUGCCGGCGGCGCCGACCAUCACCAGCGACUUUCGAUGCGCCCUCGUUCAAAGUCCGCAUUCAGCGUCACCAGCGACAACAGUCAUAACUCGCGCCGUUCCGGCGACAAGGAGAAGUUGAAGGAAUCGCACGACGAGAAAAAGAAACUUGCCUUUUCGAAUACCACAAAGGCCAAUCCAAACGCCGCCAUAAACGAGAUGCAGCCCGUUGCCCAACAACUCGAGAAGGCCACCAUUGGCUCUCUACGUGCGAGCCAAUACUUCGAUAUGAACGGAGUGCCAAUAACCGAUCCGGAUUAUUCGAACCCCACACGUCGCCGCACUGAACGCCCGCUCGAGACGAUCAUGUCAUUUGAGGCUGCUAUCGAUCGUGAAUACAAGCGGCAGCGUGAUGCUGCUAGAGAAGCUGCACGGCAGUCGUAUUACGAAAACGGCGGCGGUCAGGAUAGCGGAUCUGAAAGCCGACGCUCUUCGUACUGGGGCGGCGGAGAGUACGCUGGCAAUGGCUACUACAACCACCCACAGUCGCGACGCAACGGUUACUUCGAUAAUCCCCCGUCUCGCAACAAGUUUACUGCUCGAAUGUACUCGGACCAAGGGGUUCAACGGUACAACUAUGGUAACAACGGCUACCCUUAUUCUACGCCGGGAUACGGUCAGACCCGAGACACGGUCAACACCGGAGGCUCCAAUGGCAGCGCCAGUGAUCAGUGGCACAACUCUACCGAUCCUAGCAGCGACAACUCGUCCAUCGAACGGAUGAGAGGAGAGCACGGCGAGUCGUACGGUUACCCAACACCACAGCGUGAGCCUAUCUCGGAGGAUGGGCACUACACUUACACGAACGGCCCUGGCUAUAAUUCUGCUUACAUGAAUGGUGGCAACAGUGGACCGGGUGGAAGCAACGGAUACUUUGGGCAACAGUACAACAACGGUGCUCCGGCUCCCCCGCCAAAGGUAACGCAAGGAGGUCCUGUACAGCCACCGGCAAGGCAGCCUAUUAAACUCGACAACUCAACGAGGCCUGACAUUAUCCCCGGCGGCACAAGGACUCCCGCACCGGAGAAACGUAAGAGUUGGUUGAAGCGGAGGUUCAGCAAGAACUGAUGAUGAUUCACCAAACCUCCUUGUCCGCAGUUUCGUUUGCUUUACCACUUUUAUGAUACCACAUUCCUUGAUACUGGGGUUCUGGCAAGGCCAGCUGGACGCAGGAUGAAAUGACUCGACUCAAAUAUGCGUAGCAGAGGCCGCUGCAUGGUUGGAAGCUGUCCAUAUGCUAAAAUGUAAUGAUUCGAAUGUUUUUCACAUAAUUUGUUUUCUUUUGCCUUUUAAAACAGAUGUCAUCACGCACGCACAAUCUCCUUUCUCAGGUUCUGCUAAUGAGAGGGAGCAAUCGUCUCCAAUUGUUCAUGUGGGAUAAGGGGCGCUUAAGCUAGAACAGGGAUAUUGGGCACGGCUUGCAGUAUCAAAGACCUUUUUAAUGUCAGCUGGAAAGUGAUGACGGGAAGCGACUUGGUGUUCAUUUGGCAUUGUACAUAUUCCACCCCGAAAGAAGAAAGAGAGGUGAAGGUAUUAAAUUCGUACUAUUGUUUUAUUUCAGGUUCUCG
Molecule: messenger RNA, 2203 nt
Organism: Verruconis gallopava
Lineage: Eukaryota; Fungi; Ascomycota; Dothideomycetes; Venturiales; Sympoventuriaceae
Exons: 5
Coding region: 558-1703 (381 amino acids)
Source: RefSeq, a predicted model, not a curated record